AUGGAGCAGGAUAGACUCGUAGGGAGAGGAAGCCUUCAUCGGAGAGGUGGUGGUGCUGGUGCUGGUGCUGGUGCUGCUGCUGCUGCUCCUCCUCCUCCUGCUCCUCAACAGAGAGGUGGGCACAGACAAAGAGAAAGAGGUGGUGCUCCUCCUCGACAGAGAGGUGGUCUUCAGAGAAGUGUAGGCAGAAGACAACGCACCAUCAUCUCUAAUGAAGUCCGGGCCAUCAUUGUUGACCAUAUGGUUAACAGAGGCUUUACCAUGGCUGAGGCUGCCAGAAUUAACAGGAGACAACCUGGUGGUGGUCGCCCACGUGUUUUGACUGACCAGCAGGAGUUGGCUGUGGAGGAAAUGGUCAGGGCAAGGAAUGACAUACGGCUGUCUGAAAUCAAACAGGCUAUUGAGAACAGCAAUGACACCUUUGCCAAUGUGCCAUCAAUUAGCCUUCCAACGAUGUCCCGGCUUUUGAAGAAGCACCAGGUUUCCAUGAAACAAAUUUACUUGGUUCCUUUUGAGAGGAACAAUGUCCGGGUGAAACAACUGCGUUCAGAAUAUAUUCAGAGGGUGAUGGAGCUGGACGCUGCUGUGAAUCAUCACACGUAUAUUUUUGUUGAUGAGGCCGGUUUCAAUCUGGCAAAAACUACACGCAGAGGAUGUAACCUUAUUGGACAAAGGGCUACCAUCCAAGUCCCUGGACAACGUGGGGGAAACAUCUCAAUGUGUGCAGCUAUAUCUGAAGAUGGUGUGGUAGGCUGUACACCAGUUCUAGGGUCAUACAACACUGAACACCUGAUACCACACCAGAAACGCUCUGUGCGGAUAGCAAAGUCUGCGCUGUGGGAGUGUCCGGACCCUCCACGCCAGGAUCUGCAGCACAACCUCGCACUGGUCCCCAGGGGCACGGCAAACUUGUAA
Oreochromis niloticus (Nile tilapia) is the source of this 915-nucleotide messenger RNA. RefSeq lists its product as uncharacterized. The record is from RefSeq and is a predicted model, not a curated record. NCBI's taxonomy places the organism in Eukaryota, Metazoa, Chordata, Actinopteri, Cichliformes, Cichlidae. Gene Ontology annotation, molecular function: nucleic acid binding. The transcript is spliced from 4 exons. Bases 1 to 915 code for a protein of 304 amino acids.